Messenger RNA from Morchella importuna, 9189 nucleotides. RefSeq lists its product as uncharacterized. The record is from RefSeq and is a predicted model, not a curated record. NCBI's taxonomy places the organism in Eukaryota, Fungi, Ascomycota, Pezizomycetes, Pezizales, Morchellaceae. The transcript is spliced from 3 exons. The coding region runs from base 1 to 9189 and encodes 3062 amino acids.
AUGGCUCCAAAUCCCAAUCUCGCCUUCCUCCAAGACUCCUUGAAGGCCGUCUUGGGCUCUGAGACAAAGCUCCUUGAUCUUAUGGUUAAAAAGCUGAAUUCCGAUUCCCCUACCCCCAUUACCGCGCGCGACGUCUUCAAUGUCGUCUAUGAGCGCGCCAGCGGCAGCUCGCCUGAAGCCAUUAAGAAAGUCGAGCUUCUAAGCUCGUACUAUGAGCUCACCGGUUCUGACGGUCCAUUGACUGCGUAUCUUUCUGCAAACAACCCAAAAAGCCUCCCAGAUCUUGCAAAGCGCUUCUAUACACUUCCCGCCGACGCUCCCGCGGAUAUCGCAGAAUCUGCUCGCGCCACCUGGAAACAAAACGUUUUUGCCCACCAGCCCUCCGCGGUCCUACUCGGCCUUGUGGACACAGAUGUCAUCCCAGCAGCCGACGAUAACGGCAAAAUCGGGAGUCUCAAGGCCCUGGUCGUUGAUUGUCUGACCGCCGCCGUUGGUCAGGAUUUUGACAUUAGUAAGAAAUCCGUACGAAUCAUGUUCAAGCAUCCUGAAGUAGCAACAAAACUAUCCAACGCCCCGAAAGAUCAACAUGGAAAUGCCAUGGCCUUUAUAAGGACCCUCCAGAGACUUCAGGCUUUGGUGCGGGACCCAGCUGAUAUCGCGAAAUUGAUGGCCCAGCGCGCCGAGUCCGCGCACGACAUCGCCGUAGCAGACCUGGAACUCUUUAUUAAAAACAUGGCAAAGUCAGGGAUGCCUGAAGACACUGCCCGCCGCAUACACGACCAUGCCACCACCGUUGAAAUCCGCAACGAGCAGACAUGGGCCAUGGAACUUCGGAGAAGGAACGCUGCCGUGCUGCCAAAGGUCACUGAUGACAAAGAGACAAGGCUAGCCGCUGCUAAGAAAAAGGAUAAUAGAGCGGAAACACAAGUUAUAAACAUGACAAAUUUGUUUAACGAUAUGGAUGGUGUUGAGUGUAGCGACUGCUCCUCCGUGCUCAGUGCGUCGGCCUACUUUGUGGAUCUGCUCCGCUUACUACAGGAGACCAGAUCAAUUCCGGACGACAGUAGUUCGCCAACCCUGUAUGACAUGUUUAUGAAUCGGCGUCCUGACUUGCAAAAGCUCGAGUUAUCGUGCACAAAUACAAAUGUUUUGAUCCCGUACCUUGACCUUGUCAACGAGGUCUUGGAGUCGUGGGUUGAUUAUGUCUGUGGGAAUGAAUACGCCAAAUACGGAGUGAAAAACAUGUCGGCAGAGGAAACAAAUGACCCCACCAACCACGUUGUGCAGCCCCGUCAUAUAGACCUCAAGGUUUAUCAGGGUAUCUUGCAGAAACAAGUCUUUCCACUCAACGUCUUUCCCUACAAUCAAGCUAUUGACACUAUCCGCUCCUUACUCACGGCCGCCGGAAGUUCUCGUCGCGAAGUUCUUUCCACGUUUUCUUCUGUCGAUCGUUUCCUGACUCGAAUCGCUCCCUCGAGCAAGCGAAAGCUAACCGUGACCGACGUCGACCGCCUGCGAGAUCCCGCGCAAAGAGUAUUGGAUCGCGCAAACGCGGCCGAGAUCUUGGGGCUGCAACAACAAGACUUUAUGGCCAUCACCAGAGAGGCUUUCCCGCCGUUUGAAUUUUGGCGCUCUUACGAGCAAUUGGCACUUGCGUCUGACUACCGUGCUGCAAUGGGCAUCCGGUCGGCCAUGGCAUUAUGGGGAUACGACGAUGACACCUUGGACACGGCCGGAAACAAAUCUAGGAUGCUGGACGAGAUAGAAGGUGUGGGGCUAACCUUUAUCAAGCGGGAGCUGUUGCCGCGCGCGGCCAUCUCAUUCAAGGACCUCCAGGACAUUCUCAAGACACAAUUCAUGGGCGGCAGGCUGGUUAUCACCACAAACCAACUCAACCGCUUCUCAGGCAAACUGGAUGACAUGCGCCUGCGCUGCACCGUGCUUCUCAGGGAGGACAGGGGCACAUUGACAGAGGAUAUAUGCCACGACCUUCAGGCAUUCAUCCGGUUGUGGAGAAAACUCGGGUGGUCUAUCGGCGAAACCGACGCAAUCCUCAGUACUCUCCGCCGAAAUGGUAAGGACGAGUCAACCCUCGACAUUACUCCCAGUUGGGGUAUCACUGGCGAGAUGCUUGAAGAUAUCGCUGCAGUGAAACAGAUUACCGAGAUUCCGGGCAUCCCUUAUCCCGCCGCUGCGACACUACAGCCUUUGUGGGGUAAUAUUGACACCAAUGGCCCAACAUCGCUCUACGCCCGCCUCUUCCUACAGGCACGGAUUGUCAAGCUCGACAACGUUUUCACCCCCGAUGAAAAAACGGGCAGGGUCUUCACCGGCGCGACCCAGCGCUUUUCGCAGCACAAGCCCGUCGUCUUGGCUACCCUGGGAAUCCUGGAGGAGGACUUGGGUUACUUCCUCGCCGCUGCUGGUCCAAGUCCUGAGGCCAAGCUGACUAUCGAAAGUCCUAUGACUCUGGAAAAUGUCUCGGCCAUCUACCGUGUCUCGCUAAUGUGCAACAUCCUCGGUAUCGCUGCAUCCGAGUACGCUGCUUUCCAGGAACUGUUUUCCAACGAAGACAUAUUUGCGAACCCCCGUGCGACACUCCAGGUGUUGAGAAAGUGGAAGCUGCUGCUUGAUGCUGGCUGGACCCUGAAGAGUCUGGUGGCCCUGGGAGGUCAACUGAGCGAUCGCGAUACUUCGCUGGCGCUUGAAGCCACAAAAAGGUUGAUGGACGGUAUCAUUUCUAUCGAGAAAUCGUAUCCGAGUAGCGCGAGCCACACUGCUGCCACGGCGGAGGAGGUUGUCAAAGUAGCCUCGCUGUUGUUCCCACCGGGAAAAUCAGAAGCGGCUGUACAAAUGAUUGAAGAAUCUGCUAUUCCGGAUAAGGGGAAUAAGACUCUCCUGAGACUCGCUUCGAAGCUCUCCUGUAACGUCUUUUCCGUUGGAACAGCGGGAGAAAGCAAGAUUAGCUUGACCCUUACUGGUCUCUUGUCUGAAGAGGAAAAGAAAAUGGCGUUGGAAGUCAUGGGUGGGGAGGUUGCUGAGUGGUCAAAAGCCAUCGCAGGGCUUGAUUCCGACUCCAGGGCGGUCUUUAAGGUUCUCUCUGAACGGAUAUUUACAGAUGAAACAGUGUUGAGAGAGGCGGAAAGGGUCUUUCCCAGGGCGACAGAUGAAGCCAUCAAUAACCGGCGUCUCUUUUUCCUUAGACAUGCAACUCCAAUCCUGAAAGCCCAGUGUUUGCAACAAAUCAUCCUCGACAAUGUCUCAGUCGACUUUCCAGUCGAUAGCGCGUUGCUAAUGGGUCUGUUGACGGACAUUGUCCGCGCUGGAUCCGAUAAAAAGACAGCUUUGGAGGCCUUGCGUACGCUGCCUGCCGUCGAUGGCAGUGCCCUAUCUUUUGACGGCUUCUUCCUACCUCCCACCUCCGGAGACUAUUAUUUUAUUGUCGAGCCUUCGGGCGAACCCUCAUCCACGCUAAACCAUACCCCACCGUUCACGCUGUUGCUCGAUGAUAAAUCGUUGAACCCUACCUUGAAAUCUGGCCGCUGGGAGUCGGGUCAAGUCCGACUCACCUACGGCAAAACCUGCACUCUGACGUAUAAGGGAAUCAACCUAAAGCAAAUCCAGUACAUGACCAAAGACGCACUCACACCGUCCCCCCUCACGGCUGACAUGCUCAUUGAGAAAAACACUAGGAACACCAUCGACGAGGUCUACCGUAAACUCGCGGUGGCAUCGAGGGUGCUCCAGGUGUACUGCCUGAAUCUCAAGGAAAUGGAGUAUUUCCAUCGUGAAUCGUCUAAGCUCGAGCUAUCCAAGCUAAGUGUCACUUUUCAUAGCCCCACAAUUGACCAGCUGCAGCGCCUCCAGACCUAUCGGGAUGUCCGUGAUGCUUGCCAAUCAAAAGAAAAGAAAGGCAUGUCGCUCAUCGAGUUGUUUGAAUGGACGGCUCGUGAGGACGCACAUACAAAGGGCGGGGAACUUUACACCAAGAUCUCAGAGGCCACGGGUUGGCCGACCAGAUCCGUGGAGAGCAUUCUGUUGUCAAAAUAUCCCAACCAGUCGAAGUCGAACCCCGAGCGGAUCAUUAACCUCUUCCGAAACGAACGCGAGCUCUUUAUAAUGAAGCAGAUGUUCAAAGUCAUUGAUCGUAUGAAUUUGCCAAGUAUUCAAGUUAUCACUCUCUUUAGAUUCGCAUCUCCCGAUCUGAGCGUCGCCGAGUCGCAAGUCACAUCUUUGAGCAAGGACGAGACGUUUAUCAGUGCCAACGAGCUUCGCCUUGCGACGCAUUCCACGCUAAGUGCUGGUGCCGGCAGUCCUUUAGCUGUGGCCCACGACGAGCUUCGAGAUAGACAGCGCACGGCACUCGUCCAAUUUCUCCUCCACCACAAAAAAAUCAAGGAGCUCAAGCUCCUCGAUGCUGAUCACCUGUUUGAAUUCUUUCUCAUUGAUGUCCAAAUGGGCGCAAAGCUGCAAACCUCGCGAAUGAAGCAAGCAAUCUCGACUGUCCAGCUGUUCAUUCAACGCUGCAACCUCAGUCUCGAAAAGUCAGUCAAGGGGGGCGUCAUGUGCGCAGGAGUUUCCCAAGUACGUUGGAAAUACAUGGCCAAAUACACCCUGUGGGAGGCCAACCGCAAGCUCUUCCUCUACCCCGAGAACUGGAUUGAUCCGACGCUGCGCGACAACAAAACCGACCUCUUCAAGACGCUUGAAGCUAGCAUUAUGCAGAACAACGUCGAUAUGGAGACCAUCAGCAACGCCAUCAAGGCGUAUGUUUAUGGUGUCAACGAGAUUGCAAGCUUGGAAGUCCAGGCAUACGUGUGGCAGAAGAUUGACGAAAAAACGAAAUGGAAGUUUCACUUUUUUGGUCGCACCAGGAACGCCCCGUAUCAGUACUACUACCGCUCGCUUGAUGUCGACAACGGAAAAUCUAGAACGAUGAGCUGGGAUCCCUGGACCAAAAUUGAUGUUGAUAUCCCGUCACUCGAGACGGAUAUCGACGGUAAAUCCCUGCGCAUGCCCGGUGCGUACUUGAUUCCGGUGAUCAGUCGCGGCAGGCUAUUCCUUUAUAUUCCUCAUUUUAUGCUCCAGAGCGAGUCGGACAGAGCCCAGAGCGUGUCGGAAAGCGGACAGAAGGUUACGUUCAAGGAGAUUGGGAAUAAGCCGGCGGUAGAUGCCACGCCAAAGAAGCACUGGGAAAUGCGUCUAGGGCACACCGAGUUUCGGAAUGGGAAAUGGUCGGCAAAGCGGAUCUCGCAGCGCUUUUUGCAGGUUCCACUGCAUCCUGAAGGGGGUGAAUCGCCUCCGUUGUCGAGCUUUAGAUUCUUUGUUGAUACCAUAUCAUCCAAGACUCUCAAACAUGAAAGUUCAGAUACAGACGACGUCGUCGUUAUUGAUGUGGAAAGCUGGCAUACAAUGAAGGGGAAAAAGUUUGCGGUACCCACAGAGCGCUUGGCUGCUGGCCAGAAGGCCCACCGGUGGGUUCUUGGUCGAUUCAAGAUACGCGGGACCCAGAUUUCUGUUAUCGAACCCAGAACGAAGAAAGAGGAGGAGGAAGCAGCCGCCGCCGCAAAAAAGCAAAAGGAAGCAGCCGCUGCCGCCGCCGCUGCCGCCGCCGCAAAAAAGCAGGAGUCAGGUGACCCAGAGAAGAACGCUAUGCAGAAGGAGGAGGUCAUAGAUGAAAAGCUCGCGGAUUCCCUCGAGGUCUCUAAUUCCCAGUCUGAGUACGACCAUUCUUUCCCCACACAUUUCUCGAAGCUCUGGGCUCCGGCGAAGAGUGAGAAGAACCCAGAAGUCUUUGUCGAAAUGCGCCGCGGCGGGGAUAUCUCUGAUGUGACUUUGGCAAUGACCACGGUGAAUGAGUUGACGUACCGAGACUUUACCUGGACCAUGUCAUAUCACGGCUCUCGAUCGGAAAAGCUGACGGCCUUGCUCCUCGAGGUUUCGAAUCGCUCAAGCCACUCCACAUAUUUUGCGCUCCCGCCUGCCCCGGGCGAGGUUGCUGACCUGGGCCCAUCCGCGAUAAUCGGACCCAACGGUGUCCCGGUCCCUGUCAGCCACGUGAUGAAAGAUAUCAGUCUCUUUGACCAUGUUCUUGCAGCUGACCUAAUGGAAUACUCCACCACAAGCGACACAGUUGACGAGAUGUAUGACUUUCUGAGCAAAGUCACUGAGGGAAGCCUAUGCAAGGCUGGCUUUGGCGGUAUAACCAAUGGCUACGACGAGCAUGCGUCGCCAUAUGCACUGUACAAUUGGGAGCUGGGAAUGCACGUAGUGUCCCUUCUCAUGGAGCGUCUUCUAGCCACGCAGCAGUUUGAGCUUGCUCUCAAAAUUGCUCGUCUUGUGUUCGAUCCCACUAUUGAAGGUAAAGGCAUGGAACGGUGUUGGCGCUUUGUGCCUUUCAGGAACACAGCCAUCACUGGUGGGCAGACGUCGGUCAAAAUUCUGAACAGUCUUCUGCCUGAAGAUGGGAAAGAAAGGGAAAGCGAGACUUAUGUCAGGAACUGGAAGAAAAACCCGUUUAUCCCCCAUGCAAUUGCCCGUUCGCUACCAGUGGUGUAUAUGAAACGGUUUGUCAUGAAGUAUAUCGAAAUCUUGAUUGCGAGUGGAGACGAGUAUUUCCGUCAAAACAGCCUCGAAAGCAUCCCGUUGGCGAUCCAGCGCUACGUCGAAGCGUCGCAUCUAUUUGGACCCCCGCCACAGCAAAUUCCGAGCAUGGGAAAGAGAGACGUCAAGACUUUCGAAAAGCUCAAUUCGUAUUUCGACAUUUUCUCCAACGCUGCGGUUGACAUGGAGCUAGAGUUCCCGUAUAGCAGCGAGCCGUGCUACCGUGGGGCUGCGAAUGGCACACCCGCAUUGGCCUCGGGGGCAGGCCAGCAGAACCUGUUUACGGGGAUAGUCAAAACUGGGUACUUUUGUGUCCCGCCAAACACCCAACUCACAGCGCUGAGGAAUCUAAUCAACGAUCGCUUUUACAAAGUCCGCAAUUGCAUGGAUAUCAACGGACGCCCGCUAUCCCUCCCACUAUUUGAUCCACCCAUCGAGCCAGGUCUUCUAUCCCAGGCUCAAGCUGCGGGACUUAGCCCCUCGGCGCUACUGAAUGAUCUUGACGCCCCCAUGCCGAACUAUCGAUUCUACUACCUACUGCAGAAGGCUCUGGAAAUGUGCUCCGAGUUGAGAAGUAUGGGCGAGCAGUUUUUGGCUGCAAAGGAGAAGAAGGACUCUGAAGGACUGACGAUGCUUCUUUCGCGCUACGACGUCUUGACCAACACCACACUCCUCCCGAUCAAGCAGCAACAAAAGACGGAGGUGCUCAAGAGCAUCGAGGCUUUGGAGGAAGUGCGGAGAUCGCAUGUCUCUCGUCUGCGUUUCUACCUGGCCUUGAUUGGGGAGUCUUCGGAGAAGGUCCCAGAUCAAAAUUCCGAGUGGACCGACGUUGUGCAGAGCAUUGAAAAGCCGACGAUGGACGAUCUACGCAUGACAUCCUACGAGAAGCUCGACAUGGAAAAGCAAGACAGCGCUGCUCGCUUGACGGAUGUUGCAUCGGUCCUCGAUCUCACAGCGGCCGGUCUGCUCGCCCUCCCAAACCUGGAAACAAACAUGCAGCCAAUGGGUGUCGGAGUCGGAAUCAAGUUUGAUGCAGCAAAUGCCGCGGAGGCUAUGAUCGGCACGGCGAAAGUCCUAAAGGUGAAGGCACAGAUGGAUAGCCAUGAGGGGCAGCGUGCAUCGCGCAAGGGACAAAUGAUCCGCCAGCUUCAAGAGCGCCGACUGCAAGCCAACAUGGCUGGUCACGACGUCAAGCACAUGGACAAGGAGAUUGCGGUGCAAAAGGUGAAGCUUGCGAUCUGCGAGAGCGAGAUCCGGGCGCAGGAGAUUCAGAUUGAACGGUCCUCGCAGGUACAGGAAUGGCAUCGCACAAAAUAUACAAACCAAAAGCUGUAUGCUUGGUUGGAGAACUCCUUCCGUAAGCUGUAUUACGAGUCGUACUUGCUCACCAUGCAGCUCGCACGAAAGGCCGAACGGGCAUUCUUUUUUGAGAAUGCAAGCCGUGGAGGCCCAGAGACGGUGAGUUAUCUUACCCAGAGCGGAUAUUGGGACAGCGCGCGCGAUGGGCUGUUGUCGUCCCAGAACCUAUACCUAAGCCUAAAGAGACUGGAGAUGGCAUACAUGGAAAAGCGUGCGCACGAUUUUGAGAUUGUCAAGAAUAUCUCUCUGCGCCAAACCAACCCAACUGCGCUUCUUGCUCUUCGUCACAAUGGCUCCGCACAGUUCUGGCUGCCAGAGGUCCUCUUUGACCUUGAUUUCCCUGGGCACUAUUUCCGUCGAAUCAAGUCUGUUUCGGUGUCAAUCCCGUGCAUCGUUGGUCCCUACACGUCGCUGAACUGCACUCUGAGUCUCCUCGAGAACCGCACGCGUAUCUCGCCCUCGACCUCCCCCCCUUACGCCGACAAAGGUCGCGACGACCCCCGCUUCCGCACUGACCGCAUCCCGAUCACCUCGAUCGCCGUCAGCUCCGGGCAAAAUGACUCUGGCACGUUUGAGCUCAACUUCUCCGGCGAGCGUUACCUUCCCUUCGAAGGUGCCGGCGCCAUCAGUAGGUGGAAGCUCGAGUUCCCGGCCACCUUCAAGCAGUUUGACUACAGUUCCAUCAGUGAUGUGGUUAUUCAGAUGCGGUACACCUCGAUUGAUGGCGGGAUUGGCACCCAGCAAGCCGCGACCGGCGCCGUCAAGGAGUAUAUGCAAAGGGUUGAGGACGUGGGGGUGAGCGAUGCUCGUGGCGAGAGCGGAUGCUAUGCGCUGCUGGACUUGCGCAACGACUAUCCAAAUGAGUGGUUCGAUAUGCGUGCGCCCGGCAGCGGCAGGAAAAUGAAACUUGACCGCAUUGGCGACCGACUACCGUUCUGGACAAAGGUGGCGUCCUCUGUCACGGCGACCAGCAUCCUACUAGUUGUGCGCCAGGUUCCGGAAAAGUGGAGCAAGACGGUAUCAAUCAAGACGAACACGGCCACGGUGGAAUUUGAAACUGCCGGAGAUGUAGAUAUGGGUAAAGACGUGACGGUGCUUGCAAGCAAGCCGUUCACUGGGGAGGCGCUGGGAGGAAUGAAGCCUUGGGAACUCACCAUUGGCACCGACAAGGAUGAGGUUGACAAUGUCUAUCUUAUCGUGAAGUAUAGGAUUGAGAUCAGGAAGUAG